Messenger RNA from Cicer arietinum (chickpea), 1743 nucleotides. RefSeq names its product probable sodium/metabolite cotransporter BASS3, chloroplastic. NCBI's taxonomy places the organism in Eukaryota, Viridiplantae, Streptophyta, Magnoliopsida, Fabales, Fabaceae. Gene Ontology annotation, cellular component: membrane. The record is from RefSeq and is a predicted model, not a curated record.
UGCGGCAAUCUGUAACUAACCCAAUCACAAACUAACAUCCAUCCAAAACUUUUCAUAUCUUCACAUUAUAUAUAAUUCCAAUAAUCCUCUUCUUCCUCACAUCACUAUUUCAAACUCCAUUUUCCUCCAUCUAAACACCUAAUUCACAAUUCCUCUUAUUUUAAUGUCUUCAAUUCCCCUUUUCUCUCCAUUAACACACUCUAAACAAAACCGUCAAUCUUUCAAAGUUCUAUCCCUCGUACAAUCUCGUUCUUCCUUUCCAAUUCAAAGGGUCUCAAAUGAUGGCUCUAUGUUGAAUUUCGCUCGUUCAACUUCCAAUUUUAAUACCAGAUUUGGGUUUUGUCGUAGAAAGGGGAAAUCUUCUUUUAUUACUUUUUGUGUUGAUGAAAGUGUUGUUGGUGGUGAAGUUGGAGAAAGAGAUUUGUCUCAGUUGUUGUCUGCAUUGCUUCCUUUUGUUGUUGCUGCUACUGCUGUUGCUGCUCUUUCUCAACCUUCCACUUUCACUUGGGUAUCUAAAGAUUUAUAUGCACCAGCUCUUGGUGGGAUUAUGUUAUCAAUUGGGAUAAGACUAUCCAUAGAUGAUUUUGCUCUUGCCAUCAAAAGGCCUUUACCACUUUCCAUUGGGUUUAUUGCUCAAUAUGUAUUGAAACCGGUACUCGGUAUCUUGAUUGCAAAGGCUUUCGGUUUGCCUAGAAUGUUUUAUGCAGGCUUUGUCCUCACAGCUUGUGUUUCAGGAGCUCAGUUAUCUAGCUAUGCAAGCUUUAUAAGCAAAGGGGAUGUAGCCCUAUGCAUUCUUCUUACAACCUAUACCACUAUUGCGUCGGUUAUUGUUACGCCUUUAUUAACCGGUCUUCUAAUUGGAUCUGUUGUGCCAGUUGAUGCAGUUGCCAUGUCUAAGUCGAUAUUACAGGUUGUUCUUGUUCCGGUGACACUUGGUCUUCUUCUUAAUACCUACGCGAAGCCAGUUGUAUCUAUUAUUCAACCCGUGAUGCCCUUUGUUGCUAUGAUUUGUACUUCAUUGUGCAUUGGCAGCCCUCUUGCUAUAAACCGAAAUCAAAUUUUGUCAGGCGAAGGUCUCCGGUUGGUUGCUCCAAUUUUAAUGUUUCAUGCUGCUGCAUUCACCUUAGGAUAUUGGUUCUCAAACCUGCCAUCCUUAAGGCAAGAAGAACAUGUGAGCAGAACAAUUUCAUUGUGCACUGGAAUGCAGAGCUCAACCCUAGCAGGUCUUCUUGCAACACAAUUUUUAGGUACUAGUCAAGCAGUUCCUCCUGCAUGUUCUGUUGUAGCAAUGGCAAUAAUGGGUCUCUGUCUUGCUUCCUUUUGGGGAAAGGGUUUUGAAAUUAAAAACCUUCUCUCAUUACCUUCACUAAGAACGAAUUCUGCUGUUCAGGCUUAGCUUCUUGUUUUCGGAUGCAAAUUUGUUCGCAUUGGUCGGACAAUGAAGCCUGGUAAAUUUAAUGUAGUGGUACUAAUAUCAGAGAUGGCUAGGAAAUUUAGGUAUACAAGAAAUUUGAAGUGUAUAGGUUAGUCAUAUAUGAUGAACAGAAAAGAUUUUUUGUUACUGAUAUGGUUGGUAUACACGACCGGAGAAAAUGUUCGCAUCAUAAUGAGGUAUCGAAAUAGAUAUAGAGAUUGCUAUUUAUUCUUUAUGUAGCUGCAAAUGAAUGCACCGUGUACAUGGAUAUAGCCUUGGUAUGUUAUUGAUGAUUGACUGAUUUACGAUUAACGGAUCGCCCUCUCUUA